AUGCAUAUCGUCAAGCCGGAAUGGCUAAACCAUCCAGGAGAACUCAAAGACAUCGAAGUCUACAGCUGCCAUGUCUCGCCGGACGGAAGCCGCCUCGUUACGGCAGCUGGAGAUGGCCACGUACGCAUCUGGUCGACCGAAGCGAUAUAUAACGCAGCCGAUCCGAACUAUACCAAGCCGAAACAGCUCGCGGCGAUAAGUAACCACUCGGGCACUAUACAUGCGGUUCGAUUUUCCGGAAAUAACAAGUACCUGGCAUCUGGGGCCGACGACAAGAUCGUGUGUGUCUACGUGUUGGACCCGAAUCCGCCGGCUCAUGGAUCGACGUUUGGCACGAACGAGCCACCUCCCGUGGAAAACUGGCGCGUCCUACGGCGACUGAUCGGGCAUGACAACGAUGUUCAAGACUUGGGCUGGUCAUACGACUCUUCUAUUCUAGUGUCUGUAGGCUUGGACUCCAAGAUCGUAGUCUGGUCUGGGCAUACCUUCGAAAAGUUAAAGACGUUGUCACAGCACCAGAGCCAUGUCAAGGGUAUCACGUUCGACCCAGCAAACAAAUACUUCGCAACCGCAAGCGAUGAUCGCACGGUCAAGGUUUUCCGUUUCACCUCACCUCCGCCUAAUGCCACCGCUUACGACCAACUGAACAAUUUUGUGCUGGAAUCGAGUGUGUCCGCCCCCUUCGAAAAGUCCCCUCUGACCACCUACUUCCGAAGGUGUAGUUGGUCACCAGACGGAAACCACAUCGCUGCGCCAAAUGCUGUCAAUGGACCGGUGGGCGCAAUAGCAAUCAUCAACCGCGGUUCCUGGGCAUGCGACAUCAAUCUCAUAGGCCAUGAAGGGCCCACCGCAGUAUGCGCGUUUUCACCAAGAAUGUUCUACCAGCAGCCAGUGACGGCGGCCCAAAUCGCCGCGAACGGACUCCCAAAUGUGCAAUCUGUGACGGUCAUUGCUUGCGCUGGACAAGACAAGGCGCUCAGCAUCUGGAACACGAACUACGCCCGACCCUUUGUGAUAACGCAAGAACUUUGCGAAAAGGCAAUAUCCGAUUUGGCCUGGUCACCUGACGGCGAAAAAGUGUUCGUCACGAGCCUGGACGGCAAAAUUCUUGUAGCUAUGUUUGAGCCAGGGGAGCUCGGAUACCCCGCCCCGGUUCAGGAAAGCGAGAGGAUGCUGUCAAAAUUCGGCGCUGGCAGAAAGACGGGUGUCAUCGAAGGAACAGCCGCGCUGUUGCUCGAGGAGAGCAGCAAGGCCGACGAGCUGAAGGGUGUUGAGGGCAGGAUGGGAGAGCUCAUGGGAGAUGGAGCAACCAGCGCAGCAGCCACUACAAACGGAGUUAAUGGCGAAACGAGAACCAACGGCGUCAGCACUACCAACGGUCAAACAGCAGCUGUGCCUGAUGGUGAUCCGGCGCCUCAACAGCCAACGCAAGAUCCCCGGAUAGACAAGUUGAAGCAACGCGUGACAAUCACAAAGGAUGGAAAGAAGCGCAUUCAACCCCUGCUUGUCUCUGCAUCCUCCGGCCUGGCGGAGUCGUCCCUACCGCAAACGCAGCUGCUUUCCGCUUCCGCUCAGGGUGCUCGCAGUGACACACCCUACAAUAUUCUAGACCUCUCCAAGCCCUACGAUGGAUUUCCUAAGGGCGGCUUGGCCGGGCUGCUAGUAGGUAACAAGCGCAAGUUUGCUGAAAUCGAGGGCGAUGAGGAAAGGAGAAUAGAGAAACGACUUGCGGGAUCAAGCCGAGACGGCCAAGCUCCUAUUGUCAUGAACAGCGCAGAUGGAUUGAUACCUCCCAGUAUUGCCGUCCGGCCGAGCGCAGCGGAGCCGCCCGAGGUGCUGCGCCCUGCAAUCAUUAAUCCAGCAACAUCAGUGAGUCAGGUCAGGCUAGCCGUGCCGAUGGUCCGAAGCGUAAUACUUCGGACUGUAGACGGAAGUGAACCUCCACAGACCAGCACAGGAGACGUGGGUUCUGGCCCGCGAGCCGACGCUGCCCGCGAAGACAUUAUUGUGCUAGAAGCGCGUAACGCUGUCGGGCCAUCCCGAACCGGUCGGGCGCAGGACCGUGAUCCCGCGCGUAUAACGUGCACCAAGCGUGGCCAGACGCUGUGGCAGGAUUACUUACCUAAGGCUGUUCUUUCUCUCACAGGAAAUACCAACUUCUGGGCCGCCGCAUGCGAAGAUGGCUCGAUGUAUGUCUGGACGCCGGCUGGGAGGCGAUUGCUCAACGCGCUCGUUGUCGAAGCUCAGCCAGUCAUCAUCGAUUGCAGAGGGUGGUGGCUGCUGUGCAUCUCAGCCGUUGGCAUGUGCCAUGUAUGGAACUUGAGGACAGUCUCUUCGCCUCAUCCUGCAGUUUCCUUAGCCCCGGUUCUGGACGCGGCUGUCGCGUCGCAAGGCCCUCAUCUGACGCAAGCGCCGGGCGUGAUCUUUGCAAGACUGAAUACACAAGGCCGGAUCAUUGUGGCAAUGUCCAAUGGAGACGGAUAUGCUUACUCGCCUAGCAUGUUUGUAUGGCAGCGGCUAUCAGAGCCUUGGUGGGCGGUUGGUAGUCAGUACUGGAACACAACUGACUCCUCCGUUGGUAAUCUCCAGACUUCAGCCUCAGGGCAGGCCAAGCCUCCAGACGAGAACGAUAUGGUCUCGCCCGAGAACGUCUCUGCAGGCAUCAUACCCAUACUAGAGCGGAACACCACCAACCACACCUUACUCAGAGGCAGAGCCUUCUUCUUGCAGCGCCUCAUCAAGGCACUGCUAUCAGCUGAGGGCUUCGAGGGCUUCGAGUCCAGCGUGUCAAUUGCACACCUUGAGAAUCGUGUGGCAGCGGCAAUGACCCUGGGUGCCAGGGAAGAGUUCAGAGUUUACCUCUUGAUGUACGCGAAGCGACUGGGAGCGGAGAGCUUGAGAGGUAAAAUCGAGGAGCUGCUGAGAAAUCUGCUGGGCAACAUCUUCGAGGACGACGCAGAGCCGACCGCUGGAGCCGAAGACGGACUCGGCAGCCCGAAAGACGAGAUAUGCGGGUGGAACAGAGAAGAUCUGUUGAAGGACGUGGUUCUGAUUCUUGGCAAGCAUCGCGACUUGCAGCGCAUCACUGUGCCUUACGCUAGACUAGUCGGUAUAAUUAGUGGGCAACCGCAGGAUGAGGAAAUUGGGGAAAUGGAUAUGUAA
This is a messenger RNA of Coniosporium apollinis CBS 100218, 3162 nucleotides long. Its product is annotated as protein HIR1. The record is from RefSeq and is a predicted model, not a curated record. The coding region runs from base 1 to 3162 and encodes 1053 amino acids. The transcript has 5 exons. NCBI's taxonomy places the organism in Eukaryota, Fungi, Ascomycota, Dothideomycetes. Gene Ontology annotation, cellular component: HIR complex; nucleus. Gene Ontology annotation, molecular function: nucleosome binding; protein binding. Gene Ontology annotation, biological process: DNA-templated transcription; regulation of DNA-templated transcription; chromatin remodeling.